Osmia lignaria (orchard mason bee) is the source of this 843-nucleotide messenger RNA. It is a transcript of the gene Tpi, whose product is annotated as triose phosphate isomerase. Gene Ontology annotation, biological process: gluconeogenesis; glycolytic process; glycerol catabolic process. Lineage: Eukaryota; Metazoa; Arthropoda; Insecta; Hymenoptera; Megachilidae. Gene Ontology annotation, molecular function: triose-phosphate isomerase activity. Gene Ontology annotation, cellular component: cytosol. The record is from RefSeq and is a predicted model, not a curated record.
AUGGGUCGUAAAUUUUUUGUCGGUGGUAAUUGGAAAAUGAAUGGGCUCAAAACUGAAAUAGAUGGUAUUGUUGCUUUCUUAAAAGCAGGCCCGCUCGACCCAAAUGUUGAACUUGUUGUUGGAGUUCCAUCAAUAUAUUUAACAUACACGAAGAGCAUAUUACCUAGCAAUAUUAGUAUUGCUGGACAAAAUGCAUACAAGGUUGCAAAAGGAGCAUUUACUGGAGAAAUAAGUCCUGCUAUGCUUAUGGACAAUGGAAUUCCAUGGGUAAUUCUUGGACAUUCUGAACGUAGAAAUGUUUUUGGAGAAACUGAUGAAUUAGUUGCAGAAAAAGUAGCUCAUGCUUUGGAAAGUGGACUUAAGGUAAUUGCAUGUAUUGGAGAAAAAUUGGAGGAACGUGAAGCUGGUAAAACAGAGGAAGUAGUCUUUAGACAGACAAAAGCCAUUGCAGAUAAAAUCAAAUCAUGGGAUAAUGUAAUUGUUGCUUAUGAACCAGUAUGGGCAAUCGGUACAGGCAAAACAGCUACACCCGAACAAGCUCAAGAAGUUCACUUAAAAUUAAGAGAAUGGUUCAGUAAAAAUGUUAAUCCAACUGUAGCAGAAAAUGUUAGAAUUAUUUAUGGAGGUUCAGUAACAGCAGGAAAUGCAAAGGAUUUAGCAAAAGAAAAAGACAUUGAUGGAUUUUUAGUUGGAGGAGCAUCUUUGAAACCUGACUUUGUACAGAUUGUUAAUGCUAAGCAGUAAGAUCAAAUAGUUAUAUAAAACUGUUAUCUAUUUAAUUGAUAUGUAUUCUUAAAAAUAUGUAUACUGUAAGAAUUAUUAUAAAGAACUAAUUUAAUAUUC